Molecule: messenger RNA, 4006 nt
Organism: Thamnophis elegans (Western terrestrial garter snake)
Lineage: Eukaryota; Metazoa; Chordata; Lepidosauria; Squamata; Natricidae
Gene: TXNDC16
Product: thioredoxin domain containing 16
Exons: 21
Coding region: 1237-3774 (845 amino acids)
Source: RefSeq, a predicted model, not a curated record
UUUGGUCCGCCGGAUUUUCUAAUCAGUGGGUGUUUUAUUUUAUUUUAUGGGUGUUGUGCCCGCCCGUGCUGCGCGCUGCCUCCCCCCCCCGCGAAAAAAAAUCCGGUUCACUUCUUUUAAUGCCUUUCGCUUCGCUUUGCAUUUGGCUGCUGGCAGGGUCGGUGGUGCGGGAGGCCUACGCCUGAGUCAAUGCUCGCCGGAGACGAUUUUGUAAUAAUACUUAAUCGUUUUCCUAACUGCGUUCCCCGCUUCUCCUUGGAUGGGUGGGCUGCAGAGUGGUUGCUUGAGGCGCUUUGCAAAUGCGAUCGCUUCCCCCACACCGCCUUCGGUUCCUUCGUCUCUGUCCAGCGGAGCGGGAUUCCUGCGAACCGACCGCCUCCUUUCUGGAAUGCAGUUCUCACCCGGUGCCUCGUCUCCGAAAUGCAUUGGUCUGAACGAUGCUGCUUCUCCCCGCUUUCUUAGACGGCUGUGAUUUUCUUUAAUUGCAUCUUUGCUAUGAAACUAGUGCAGCUCAGAUUGGGAAAGAUGGGAAGUUGAGUAACUAACAUAUAUUUCCCACCAAAUCCCUUUUGCUGUUGCUUGAUAAUGUUCCAAAAAGUGGUUUCCGACUCAUAAAACAUCAAUAUUUAAGAAAUGUAUUGACCGUCUUCUUUUAAAGUUACCGAGCGCUCCUGUACCACACACUCCAGAACGUUGCAACCCUUUGGAAGAAAGUCGCUGGGAGUCUGAAGCCUAGACUGACAAAACACAUCCCUAAUCUGGAACCUGGGACAGUGGAAAGGGAGUUCUCAAAAAAACACAAUGGCAUCUGGGGAAUUUGGCGGUGGGGGAAUUCCCCAGGAACAUUUAAGUGGUGGCAGACAGCACAAGAGUGAAAUGUCAGCAUGUCUUCAAUCGUGGGAUGUUGAUCUCGGAGACCGGCAUCUAUUUACGAUAGUUGCAACAUCCUGGAGUCAUGUGAUCACCAUUGCCGACUUUCCCACCGGAUUCCAACAAGCAAAGUCGAUGGGGAAGCUGCCAGGGAAGGUUCCAAAUCGGGAUCCUGUGAUAUCUUGCAAAAUGACUGUGGCAAAAAAGGUUGUAAAAUCAGAUGCAAUCAUAGGAUGCCUCACUAUUCAUGCUGCUUAACAAUGAAUUUAAUUACCCUCAAUUGUGGUUGUAAGUCGAGGAUUACUUGUAACAUCGAUCAAAGAUAAAGGUUGAAUUCUCCUGAGACAACUUUGAGCAGCUGGAGACAUGUCAUCACUACAAAUGACUCAAUGGACUGACUUCUUUUUCCUGCUCAUAUGGGUUUCUUGCAUCUCAGUGACAAGCAGUGUCAAAAACGUGAUUCCAGAGUUAAGUCCCCAGGAAUAUUUUAGUAGCUUGCAAGCAUCGAAAGUAUCUAAAGCAUCUUUGGUUUAUUUUCAGAAGGAUGUUUCACCAUCUAGUGAGGUGUUCCUGGAGCAGCUGGAGAAUUCCAAAGAAGCUCUCCAAGAUUAUGGGAUUUUUAUCUUGAAGAUUAACUGCCAAAGAGGAGAAGCAUCCAGCUACUGCAGAGGAGAUAACUCAAUGGGAAAAGUGUAUCUAUUCAGGGACCAUGUGCUGGUUCGUGAACUUGCCAUAGAUGCCUUGUUCAGCUUGGAUGCCAUUGUGGCAAAUGUACUUUUCGCUCUUCUCUUCAAUGAAGUGAAAUAUAUUUCAACACUGAUGGACCUUCAGCGUUUAGAAGACUCUCUGAAGGGUCAGUCCGAUCUUGCUUUCGCAUAUGUGCAAGCAGUUGGGACAGCAGAGCACCGAGUCUUCAUGGAGGCUGCGUUUGUUUAUGGCUCAGUGAAGUUUGCCUUAACUACUGAAGUGGCAGUUCUGAAGAGCAUUCGCAGUGACGAGCCAGAGGUGCCGUCUUCAAAACUCUUCUUUUGCCACUGUAAAGUGGCCAUGGAUCCUGAACAGCCAUGCCGCAGGAUUCUGAUGGAAGAGCCAUUGACUACGUUAAGCAUCCACAAGUUCCUGAAGCUGAUGGGGGAACCUCUGGUGGUGGAGGUUGCAGAAGAUCCCAAAAAGAUUUCAACUACUCAUCUCCAGCUUGGCCUACCUCUGAUUUUCAUUCUGAGCCAGGAAGAGACCCUGGAAGCGGACAAGAGGAUUGCUGAAUCUGUAGCCUGGCAGUUGCUGGGGAAAGCAGGACUUCUCCUUUUGUCAAGGAAUUCUGUUGGUCUGGAUGUUUCUUCCCGAUAUAAUGUGGCUAUCAAGACAGUUGAGGAGGAUAUGCCCGUUAAAUACCUCACAUUGAAAGAUGCAGAUGAAAUCGUAGCAUUGGUGAGAAAUGGCGAGCAGAGCAAUCCUAGUCUGGAUGAUAAGGCAGAAGAGGUUUAUGAAGAGGAGGAGGAAGAGGAGGGAGUGGAGAAUGAGAACAAUGAACAAGAAAUUCAGGAUGAUGAGGUGGUGGAAUCAGCCGUCAGAGAUCGGAAGCGUGAACUUCUCCUGAAACACAUCCAUACCCUGACAGAAGAAUCCUUCCUCUCAAUUCUGGCAGAGACCAACCACACAGCAGUGCUCUUCUAUGCCAGCUGGGAAGCUGUCUCUCUGGUGGUAAUGCAGUCUUUCCUUGAAGUUGCUGCUCAGUUGAAAGGGACUCCUGAGAUUUCACUUGCAAGGGUAAACUGCUGGGAUUGGCCACACCUUUGCUUGCGGGAAAAUGUCACUCAAUUUCCUAUCAUGAAGAUGUAUACAAAAGUGGGGGCAUGGCUGGCUUACUCUGGGAUGUGGGAGACCAAAGAGAUGAUGAAGUUCAUUGAAUUAAGCAGAAAUUCUUGCCCAGUGAGAUUGAUGACCCCUGAAGAAAUAGAAGAAUAUUUAACUGACAAAACCUCACCACACCACAUGGUUUCUGUACUGGGAAUAUUUGACUCAAGCAUGAGUGAAGCAAGAGAGGCUUUUAUUGAAGCGGGAAGAAUCCUAAAUGGAUAUGUCACAACAGGGAUCUACUAUGAAGAGGAUGCUACAGUUCUCGCUCAUAAAUAUAAUGUAGCUCUUCCAGCGCUUCUGUUUGCUAAGCCGUCAACUCAGCAAAGGAAUGCCUUCCAGCUCUCGCAGUAUAACACACAAGACAUUGUUAAAGUAAUCCGUCAUGCAUUGUUGGAGACAUUUCCAGAAAUCACUGUGGAAAACCUGCCUGAUUACUUCCAGAUGAAGAAACCUUUGCUCAUUUUGUUCAGUGACGGGAUUCCUGGGAAAAAGGAAGUAGAGGAAAUGAAGCAAGUGGCUGUUGGCGAGGACCACAAAACCUUUAUUGCUUGCUGGCUAAACCUGAAGAAUACACCUGUAGGCAGAAGUAUUCUGAAAGCUUAUUUUGGAAACUCUGUUGUCCCUGUGCCUCUCCUCCUCUGGAUCAGCCUUCAUUCUGGAGGCCAUGUCUUUGUUUUUCCAUCAGACCAGUCCAUUUCUGAAACAAAUAUUCUUGCUUGGAUUGAAAAACUAAAGACCAAACAAGAAGCACCGAGAGCUACCUUGUCUGAGAAAGAGUGGAAGCCACGCCUACCUGCCUACAACUUCCUGAGUAUGAUGGAGCCCACACUGCCUGAAUUUACCAUUUAUACUCAAGAAAGUAUAAGUAUCCGUCAGGAGGAGAUCCUAGGAGAAAAAAAGGCAGAAGCCGCAGUGACAAAGAAGCCCACAAAAGACUCCACCAUGGAGGAACUGAAGCCAAAGAAGCCAACUGGAAGGGCCUUACGAAGGACAGCUCCACACCUAGGAGCAAAGGAGAAGCAGGCUAAGCACCAUUCAGAGUUAUAAAGUAAUGUCAGAUCUCUGGAUAGUUUUGGAAGUAGAGGAUGGGACAAUGCAGAGGCCUAGAGACGGUGGUUAACAUUUCAUGAAAAAUGAUUGAUGACAGAUGUGUGAUGGCACAGUUGUUAGAAUGCAGUAUUGUUGGCUAACUCUGCUCUCAGGCAGGAGUUCGAUCCUGACUGGCUCGAGGUAGACUCAGCCUUACAUUCUUCUGAGGUCAGUAAAAUCCUGAUUGUUG